AUGUCCGAAACAUAUACGCUCAGAAACCGGCGGAGCGACGGCGUUUCUUCGUCUCAAGAACGCCAGGAGGUUGCCAAGCCCACAGAAGAAGUUUUGGUAGAAAAACUCGACCGUUUUUUGUCUUCGAUCGAAUCGAGAUUGGAUACUUUUGAGCAGUAUUUCCGGCUCCGAGCGUCUGACGACGACAAUUAUGAGUUCCCGGAGAAGUCGAGCACUCUGAGGAGAAACAGCAGCGCCAGUCUUAAUUCGUUAAGGUCAUUUACACUCCCCAAUUUAAGUACGGUUCACCAACGGCUUUCUUUGAUCAAAGCCUCCGUCUUAAAGUCAUCGAUAACAAACCUUGAACACCUUUACAACACGCUAGAUGACCAGUACACCUAUUUAUUCAGCUCUCCCGCCUCAGAACCAGGCUCGCCAGCAACAGAAACCACUCAACUCUCGCAAAGCAAAGAAAUUCUAUCUCGUAAAAUUAUCACCACCAUCCAAUACUUUGACGAGAAACUCUCUCAAGUUGACAAUUUGAUCCAGGAGAAGACCCCUCAGGCCACUACAGACUACCAUGCCCCUAGCUUCCAGCACUUUCGUUUCUACAAUUUCAAUAAAGCUCUCCAGAAGGCCGAGAAAGAGUAUUUGCAUUACUACGAUAUUCCAUUAAGCUGGAGAGAAAAUAGAUACAUCAUCUACGGGUACAGGUUCUCCUUGAGCCAUAAAACCAUGCUCAAAUCUGUAUUCCAGUUCAACCAUAACGAAUCCAUGAACAUUUGGACCCAUCUUAUAGGCGCAUUGAUUGUGAUAUUUUUGGGAGCUGUCCAUUUGCCCAGCACCGAGUUGUUUCAGAUAAACAGUUAUAGAGACAAUGUGGUUGUGUACAUGUUCUUGGCGGCUGCUUUUGGGUGUUUAGCAUGCUCUACUAUAUGGCACACUUAUUCAUGUUUCGCAAAGUUGCCAGUUAGAUCGAGUUGUGCAUCAGUAGAUUACACUGGAAUCACUAUUUUGAUCUCAGCAUCGGUGAUUUCGUCGGAAUAUUGCUCAUUGUACCAUUUCCCCAAGUUGCAGAAAAUAGUGAUGACUUUUACAAUCCUCUGUGGCCUUGGUGGUUUAACGUUGAAUUGGUCGUCUUAUUUUGACAGACCAGAAUGUAGGCCAUUGAGAAUUGGGUUUUUUGUUGGUUUGGCGUUUGUGGGACUUACGACCUUCGUUGCCAUGUGCUUCAAUGAGGGAGUAAUGGUAUCGCUCAAGUUUUUCCUGCCUCUUGUUCUCAAGAGUUGUACCGCAUAUUUGGCAGGUGUCGUCUUUUAUGGAGGGUUGAUACCAGAAAGAUGGCGGUACGAUGUGAUUAUCAAUGAAGAUGGCCCAUGUCAUCACAACCAUACAGCUCGUGAUGUUCUUACGGAUAAUAUUGAACACAGCGGUGAAGAAGAAUUCCAGCAGUUGGAAACAGAAUUACAUGAACAGGAAGAUUCGACUAACGACGAGUCCAACGAUAAUCUCGGAAUCAAAGAAGACCCCACACAGUCCAAAGAAUACAGAGAAAUCAUCGACAAACAUUUCCCCGACGAGCCAACAAAGACAGUAUAUCACAAAGACUUUUGGUCAUUGUACUGGGUGGACUACUUUUUCUCCAGCCACAGUAUAUGGCACAUUUUUGUCCUUUUGGGAAUCCUUGGACACUACUUUAGUCUUUUGGGAAUGUUUGAGACGCUCCAUUCGUAA
Molecule: messenger RNA, 1713 nt
Organism: Meyerozyma guilliermondii ATCC 6260
Lineage: Eukaryota; Fungi; Ascomycota; Pichiomycetes; Serinales; Debaryomycetaceae
Exons: 1
Coding region: 1-1713 (570 amino acids)
Cellular component (GO): membrane
Molecular function (GO): signaling receptor activity
Source: RefSeq, a predicted model, not a curated record